Messenger RNA from Mitosporidium daphniae, 1164 nucleotides. RefSeq lists its product as uncharacterized. Gene Ontology annotation, cellular component: proton-transporting V-type ATPase, V0 domain; vacuolar proton-transporting V-type ATPase complex. Lineage: Eukaryota; Fungi; Microsporidia. Bases 1 to 1164 code for a protein of 387 amino acids. The transcript has 3 exons. The record is from RefSeq and is a predicted model, not a curated record. Gene Ontology annotation, molecular function: proton-transporting ATPase activity, rotational mechanism. Gene Ontology annotation, biological process: vacuolar acidification; vacuolar transport; proton transmembrane transport.
AUGCUUACCUACAAUAUUGAUAGCGGAUUUAUCGAUGGCAUCAUUCGCGGGUACAAGUUGGGGCUAAUUACAAAGCGCCAGUAUUCGUCGCUAAUCCAAUGCAGCAAUUUGGAGGGUUUGCAUGCUUCAAUUCAUAAUAAGAGCUUAGGAUACAAAUGCUGGCCACCGAUUAUGCUCCAUACUUCCAGCAGGAUUCUCAGCCUCUUACUACUUCGGGCAUCUACCAAAGGUGUCUGGAUUUCUACUACGAGCAGUUUGAAUUUAUCCGACUCAAUUCGUCAGGAUGUCUCUCCAAGCUUCUGGAUUACAUUAGGUUUGCCAUCGCUUGUUAUCUUUAGCUAUGGCUACAUGAUCGACAAUGUGAUUCUUAUAAUUUCGGGCACCCUGCACGAAAGAGACAUCUCCGAGCUGCUGUCAAAAUGCCACCCAAUUGGUAUGUUUGACGGCAUUGAGGCAUUAACGACAAGCACCAACCCGUUCGAGCUGUAUCAGACCGUGCUUAUUGCCACCCCGUUAGGUUGGAUCCGUUUGGUUGCACUAACCCACCUGAACGAUAAGGACCUGCAAAUAAUCAGAAACGUUCUGUACAAGGCGUAUUUGGAAGACUUUUACUCGUUUUCCGUCGGUCCCGUUCCAGGGGGCAACUCCAGCUCAAAAGCCUCCGAAAUGGACAGUGUAACUCGAGCGCAGAUGAAAAAGUUGCUGGAGUUUGAGUCUGACCGAGCCACGAUAGAAAUUGCCGUCAAUUCUAUCAAAACCGGCCUGUCUCCAGAUGAAAAGCUGGCUCUUUUUCCGGGGCUUGGGCAGCUCGGAACUUUUGAGGUCAGUGCAAAGCUCUCAAAUGCAGAAGAAAUUUCGGAUAUACAGUCCGCCCUUUCUGCAUUUCCAGAGUUCAGGAAAGUGGUAGACUCGCUGAAAUCGGCAAAUUCGUUCGAUUUUGGAGGCACAUCGGACGCGAAUCGUCCCUCCGCAUCGAUGGAUGAUCUUCUCUAUGCCAUGGAGGUAGAAUUGCAUCGAUUUUCCUUUUUUGGGCAGUUCCACUAUGCAAAUUUCUACUCGUUUUGUAAGCUCAAGGAGCAGGAAAUUAGAAACAUCCUCUGGAUUGCCGAGUGCAUUGCGCACAAGCAGAGGGCAACCAUUAACAAGUAUGUGCCCAUUUUUUGA